AUGGCUGCUAGAGCACACUCGCCGUCAGCAUACCCUGAUCCUGCACCUAUAAACCUCAGUCGACUAUUGUCAAGACUAGAGCGUAUAGUUCUGGUGGAACCAUCCCCCCAGCUGAGGAAGUCGAGUUAUGAGCGGGCGCGCGUUAGUGCUAACAUCGAGCAUGCGCGCACACUACUCCUUAGCCUUGAACAUUCUGCCUCCACUCUACCCUCCAAAUCCAAAAAGUCCACUCUACAGACCGAUCUCCAACAGAAACGCGAGCUCAUCAAACAACUCAAUCAGCGGAUAGACGAGCUGAAUCAGCUCGACGAUGCCGAGUCAGAAGCGUCGGUAGACUCGGACGAAGAGGAAGAAGACCAGUUUCCCUCGUACGCACCAAGAGUCAAGACGGAGUCUGGAAUCGAGGUAUCAGGAUCAACAGGACAAGGCGAUGAAGCGCUCCGGAAUGUGGCAAGAAGUCUUACAUCAGAGCUGAGGCGGAGAGGCAAAGGCGAAGAUGCCCAAGGAGCGCAGUCAGCGACAGGCAAUUCCUUAUUCCCUUCAAAACCUGCCCCGACGACCGGCGACCCUUCACUCGCACAUACAGAAGCGCUACUGUCACACGAUCGCAAUGAGCAAGAAAACCUCACGACUAGCCUCCUCGACAUGGCGAAGCAACUGAAACAGCAAUCGAUACACUUUGGCAACACCUUGGAAGGUGAUAAGGGCGUGCUCGAUCGCGCAGUCUCAGGGCUGGACAAGAACACUAUGGGCAUGGACGCUGCUAGCCGAAGAAUGGGCACAUUGCGCCGAAUGACAGAAGGCAAGGGCUGGUGGGGCCGCAUAAAGCUGUACGGACUGAUCUUUGGGCUGUGGGUUGCAGCCUUCCUCAUUGUGUUUGUGGGGCCCAAGAUCAGAUUUUAG
Messenger RNA from Dothidotthia symphoricarpi CBS 119687, 903 nucleotides. RefSeq lists its product as uncharacterized. Gene Ontology annotation, molecular function: SNAP receptor activity. The transcript has 2 exons. The record is from RefSeq and is a predicted model, not a curated record. Gene Ontology annotation, biological process: retrograde vesicle-mediated transport, Golgi to endoplasmic reticulum. NCBI's taxonomy places the organism in Eukaryota, Fungi, Ascomycota, Dothideomycetes, Pleosporales, Dothidotthiaceae. The coding region runs from base 1 to 903 and encodes 300 amino acids. Gene Ontology annotation, cellular component: endoplasmic reticulum; SNARE complex.